Bacillus rossius redtenbacheri is the source of this 2789-nucleotide messenger RNA. RefSeq names its product 17-beta-hydroxysteroid dehydrogenase 13 (gene Ldsdh1). The transcript is spliced from 8 exons. Gene Ontology annotation, cellular component: lipid droplet. Bases 319 to 1278 code for a protein of 319 amino acids. Gene Ontology annotation, molecular function: oxidoreductase activity, acting on the CH-OH group of donors, NAD or NADP as acceptor. NCBI's taxonomy places the organism in Eukaryota, Metazoa, Arthropoda, Insecta, Phasmatodea, Bacillidae. The record is from RefSeq and is a predicted model, not a curated record.
AGUUGCUUCAGUGCCGUAGCCGCAGGUAUAGUUCAGCGCCAGGUGACGCUAAAUAUUGGCCUUAUUCAUUUCCGUGGUGGACCGUUGGUGCCUCGACGCAGUGUAUGAAACGUCGAUAACACCACGAAGAAAGCAUUGGAGGAAAAUACGCAAAAAAAAGCCUCAAUGCUUAAUAAACAACAUUUCGUGGUUUACUAUAGUUUCGGUGGACGGAGAUUGCAGCGCAGCAUAACACCAGCACAUGUGUAGUGCUAGCACUAGAAAAGAAACUUUCAAGUUUUUCCAUGGUCACCAUUGCAUGAGUGAAGCUGCAUUGCAAUGUCUACACAUCAGUACCAGUCGAAGGACCCCAAACACAACAUGCUGCUGAAGUUAUACUCCACAUCGAUCCUCGUACUGGACAUUCUGCUUCUCUUCCUCAAAAUUGUGUACUCACUACUAGAAGGACUGUUUCGAACCAUCGUACCUCUUGCUGAAAAAUCCGUGGAGGGAGAAAUCGUGUUGGUGACCGGAGCCGGCCACGGCAUCGGCAAGGAGCUGGCGCUGCAGCUGGCGCAGCUGGGCGCCACCGUCGUGUGCUGGGACAUCAACGCAGACAACAACGAGCACACGUGCAGGGAGCUCGCGCGCAUGGGCUUCCGCGCGCGCGCCUUCGCGUGCGACGUGUCGAACCGGGAGCAAGUGAUGGAGGUGGCCAAGCGCGUGAGGACAGAGGUGGGGGAGGUGACAGUGGUUGUCAACAACGCCGGCAUCAUGCCUUGUCACCCGUUCCUGCAGCACAGGCCGGAAGAAAUCAGGAGGAUCUUCGACAUCAAUGUCAUGGCUCACUUCUGGGUGCUGGAGGCGUUCCUGCCGGCGAUGGUGGAGCGCAACAGCGGACACGUGGUCGCGCUGUCCUCGAUGGCUGGCGUGAUGGGCAUCCCCAAUCUGGUACCGUACUGCGCCUCCAAGUACGCAGUCCGCGGCCUCAUGGAGGCCUGCGCCGAGGAGCUGCGUGAGCACCCGCGCCAGCCUGACGUGCGCUUCACCACCGUCUGCCCCUUCAUCGUGGACACCGGCCUCUGCAAGAAGCCGCGCACAAGGUUUCCCAAUCUUCUUGCUUUUGUUCCACCAAAGAAAGCAGCACGUGAAAUAAUCCACGCAAUGAGAACAAACCAACAGGAAGUUUCUAUACCAAAAGGACUUAUCAAUCUAAAUCAUUUUCUCAGAUUGUUUCCAGCAAAAGCAAAUCAGCUUAUUAAAGAUUUUAUGGACAGUGGCGUUGAAUCAAUUGAUUAGAUUUGUUUAUUGUAGCACUGACAUGAUGUUCGGAGUGAUGGAUGUGAUUUGAGUAAUUGGUUGUUUCCAGCAACUCGGUGCUUAUGUUGACUUUAUCUUGUUGCUUAUUGGAAGCGUUAUCUACAAAUCAAAUUGUUACAAGGUUGUUUUUGUUAUGUAAAUUUUGUUUUGCUAUUGUUCGUAAAUUUCCUAACAUAAUUGACAAGUGUUUGGAAACCUUUUUUUUAAAUUGAAAUUUUAUACUUCGAUUAAAAAGAUUAUUAUUAUUGUGAUAUAACAUAAAUUGUUAAAAAUGACUAUGAACUGUAUGUGAAAAUUUAUUUUUUAUUAUUCUAAUGUAAAAAUACCUUUAUAUUUGUUUUGUUAAGUAUUAUUAAAUACACGUUUAUAAUCGUUCAGUAAAAUAUUGAUUUUUGUGAAUGCUGUAUAUAAAAUAAUAAUGUAGUAGAUUCUUGCAUGUGGUUGUGUGUGUACUCUUAGCCUACGUAAAAGGUUAUCGGAAAAAAAUACUAUUUUUAAUGAAACCUUAAGUGACUGCUUUCGUAAAAAUGUUAUUACUUUAAUAUCGUCUUAUAUGCUCUAUAAAUGUUUAAAAAGAAAAUUAAAAAAAUCUUGUAUUUAUAUACAUACCUACGUUAGAAGUUAUAAUAUGUUUUGUUUUACUGCACUAAAAUAUUUUUAAAUUAAUGCCAUACACAGUACAUUACUGUAUACUAUCGGACGGUUACCUUUAAAGUGACAAUGAAAUUAAAAGGUAGCGUAGCAUUUGUUAUAUAAAAGAGAACCAUAAAUUUGUAAAUAUUUUCAACCAUUUUCUUGGCUAGUAAUUUGUAAGUAGGUAUUGUUAACUUUGUGAUUAUUUCUUGACCUUAAAUGUUAACAAAUGUCAAGUCUUAUUUUCACGUCGAUACUACGGGUAUGUUACACAAUUUUCACAAAAGGGAAUAUAGGUCAAUAUGGGUAUAUGCAGCUACACGCGUGUCCGCCAUCUUUGACGAAUUCUUCUCGUGGGUAAAGCUGAAAAGUGCAUGCUCGUUGGAUAUCAACCUGGUAAAAUUCCUUUGCCUGGCGCGUGAAAAUUUCGUUUCGUACUUAAAUCUCACCCUGAACGUGUUUUUGCAUACUUUACAUUCAAAAUGUAUGUUCCAGUUUGAAAGACAAUGAAACAGUUCCUUCAUCUCGCGGGAGGCAAUGGUGAACCAUUGCAGAAUCAUCCUGCCUUGGCAAGCAAAUGGACGUCACUGCUGUUAUCGCCAUGGCGUUUUCUGUGUUCACGACACCCAGCAAUGAGUAAAACGACUCAUCAUCAAACAGUUAAACUGUUAAUCAUUCGAAUUUCACUGUGAAACUGUUACAUAGGUAUUGAAUUUAUAUGUAUUAUUUUUAAGUGUCUUAGUGAAAUAACACCGAUUUGGAGUAGUUUUAACUGUUUUAUAUUCUGAUUGCGAUCACUGUUAAAAUUGUAUCAUGUAUGAUUAUUCGUUGCAUAAUACAAAAGUUUUCUUUUUUUC